AUGUGGUCGCGGGCUCAGAUGGCGAGAGAGGGCGGGGCACGGUGUUCGAAGGAGCGUCAGACUUUGGUCACUUCAGCUGACUGGUUUGUCCCACAUCACCCAUCAUCUCACUCCCUCCUUCUCUCUGCGCACUUUACCCGGAUAUCCACCAUGCCUCGCGAACGCUCCCUCUCCGGCACUAUCCCGUCCAUGGAAACAUCUCAUGAGGAGCUCAAGAACAACACCAUCAUCGUAGUUCUGGGUGCUUCUGGCGACCUGGCGAAGAAAAAGACUCUCCCCGCGCUCUUUGCCCUUUAUCGGCAAGGCUUCCUCCCCCGAGACUGCAAAAUCGUCGGUUACGCACGGACCAAGAUGGACAAGGCCGAAUUUGACAAGCGCGCCACAUCUUACAUCAAGAACACCGAGGAGCCUGAGAUCGCGAAUUCUGUCGAGUCGUUCAAGCAGAUUCUUUCGUACGUCUCGGGUGACUACGAGGAUGGUGCUGCCUUCGAUGGCCUCAGAAAACACAUCGAGGAGAUCGAGUCUUCCUAUCAGUCGAAGGAGCGCAACCGCAUCUUCUACCUCGCUCUCCCUCCCACCGUCUUCAUCCCCGUCGCCAAAAACAUCAAGGAGCACUGCUAUAAUGCCAAGGCAGGCGUCAACCGCAUUAUCAUCGAAAAGCCGUUCGGUAAAGACCUCGCGUCUGCCCGCGAGUUGCUCGCUUCCGUCAAGCAGUACUGGACAGAAGAAGAGACUUUCCGUAUUGAUCACUACCUCGGGAAGGAGAUGGUGAAGAAUCUUCUCGUUCUUCGUUUCGCCAACAUCGCAUUGGGCGCAGCAUGGGACAAGAACUCUAUCAGUAACGUCCAAAUCACCUUCAAGGAGCCAUUUGGUACCGAGGGCCGGGGUGGGUAUUUCGAUGAGUUCGGUAUCAUCCGUGACGUUCUCCAGAACCAUCUUCUGCAAGUGCUGAGUAUCUUGACAAUGGAGCGGCCUGUCUCUUUUGCUGCUGAAGAUAUCCGAGAUGAGAAGGUCAAAGUUCUGCGUUCGAUUCCUCCCAUUGAACAAAGCGAUACGCUUUUGGGCCAGUAUGUUUCCGCGAAUGGAAAGCCAGGUUAUCUCGAUGACAGCACCGUCCCACCAAACUCGGUCUGCCCUACGUAUGCUGCGACCACCCUGUGGAUCCACAACCCCAGAUGGGAGGGCGUCCCCUUCAUCUUGAAGGCUGGAAAAGCCCUCAACGAGAGCAAAGUGGAAGUCCGCAUCCAGUUCAAAGAUGUUACUCAGGGUAUCUUCAAGGAUAUUGCUCGCAACGAACUCGUCAUCCGCAUCCAACCUUCUGAGGCCGUCUACCUGAAAUUGAACUCAAAGACGCCCGGUCUGUAUACGCGGGCGAUCCCUACUGAGAUGGACCUCACUUACAAGAGGCGUUUCCUGGAGGCGAAGAUUCCUGAGGCGUACGAGGCACUUAUUCUCGACGCUCUCCGCGGUGACCACUCGAAUUUCGUCCGUAACGAUGAGUUGGAUGUAGCCUGGAAGAUUUUCACCCCUAUCUUGCAUUGGAUCGACGGACAGUUGGGUCCUAGACCAAGACCCGUGUCAUACCCUUAUGGUUCUCGCGGUCCCAAAGAACUAGACGCUUUCAUCGGGAAAUACGGGUACAAACGCAAUGCUGAUGCUUACUUCUGGCCUGUGACGAACAUGGCAGCCCUCUGA
Messenger RNA from Cyclocybe aegerita, 1695 nucleotides. NCBI's taxonomy places the organism in Eukaryota, Fungi, Basidiomycota, Agaricomycetes, Agaricales, Hemipholiotaceae. The record is from the annotation of a GenBank genome assembly.